Menidia menidia (Atlantic silverside) is the source of this 594-nucleotide messenger RNA. NCBI's taxonomy places the organism in Eukaryota, Metazoa, Chordata, Actinopteri, Atheriniformes, Atherinopsidae. The record is from the annotation of a GenBank genome assembly.
AUGUGUGUUCGGGACCAGGCGCUGCUCUACUACCGGCUGCUGCUCUGCGGGGUGGAGGAGGCCCGCGGGGCCCUCCAGGGCCCGAUGGCCGACCCCUCUCUGGGCGUCCUGAUUGGCCGGCCCGCCGAGCCCGUUAACCAAUGGGCGCACAGCUUCAACACCCUGGAGCCCCUGAGAGGCAGCGCCCCGCUGGAGUGUGACCGGGACUUCUGGGAGCUGCGGGACAGCGUGGUGCAGUGCGAGCUGGUCGUCCUCCGCCAGCUCAACUUCCACGUCUCCUUCGAACACCCGCACAAGUACCUGCUCCACUACCUUUUGUCGGUCAAGUCUCUGGUGAACCGGCACGCCUGGUGCCGGACGCCGGUGGCCGAGACUUCCUGGGCGUUGCUAAGAGACUGUUACCACGGAGCCGUGUGCAUCCGGCACAGCCCGCAGCACAUCGCCGUGGCAACGCUGUACCUGGCCCUCAACAGCUACGGCGUGGAGCUGCCCGCCGGCGAGAGGGAGUGGUGGCAGGAUGUGACCAAAGCCGACAUCGAGGCGGUGAUCUCUGACCUCCUGCGGCUCUACGACCUGGAGGCCAAAUGCAUCUGA